AUGGAGGAGGACGGCGGCGGCGGGAGGAAGCAGGACACGACGGCGGCAGCGUCCAAGGCGCAGAGAGAGGCCGCAGCGGCCGGCGUCUCCGUGCACGAGUGGCUGCAGCACGUCAAGGCCUCCUUCCUCGGCCUGGUGGGCAAGGUGACGGCGACGAGCGAGCAGGAAGCGGCGGAGGCGGACAUGCGCGCGGCCAAGGCGCAGGUGGAGGCAACCGACGAGGCGGAGGCCAAGAAGAAGCGGCUCGCAGAUGGAUGA
Molecule: messenger RNA, 258 nt
Organism: Miscanthus lutarioriparius
Lineage: Eukaryota; Viridiplantae; Streptophyta; Magnoliopsida; Poales; Poaceae
Source: the annotation of a GenBank genome assembly